This is a messenger RNA of Apis florea (little honeybee), 4130 nucleotides long. It is a transcript of the gene GluRIB, whose product is annotated as Glutamate receptor IB. Gene Ontology annotation, cellular component: membrane. Gene Ontology annotation, molecular function: ligand-gated monoatomic ion channel activity. The record is from RefSeq and is a predicted model, not a curated record. NCBI's taxonomy places the organism in Eukaryota, Metazoa, Arthropoda, Insecta, Hymenoptera, Apidae.
ACAAAUUUCCCAUAAUGCAUGUAAAAUUACCAACUUUGAACAUGCAUGUAAAUUUUUAUUCCCGCGUUAAAAAAACUUGUGAUACGCAUUUGGACAACUUUGUAAUUCUCCCAAAAGCAAUCACGUUUUAAUCGAACGUACAAGCGAAACGUAUCGUAAGAAAUCACUGUGCGGCACGCAUGCAUACAUUGUUAUAUACGAGUGGAAGCAAAACAAUUGUUCGCUAACAUAAACAUCAUUCCGAGCAGAUUUGCAGCGCGUCGUGAUGUUUACAUUCGAUAACCCGUUCCAUAACUUGUUAUCACUUCCUCACCUAGGAACGUUUCCCGUUCCUAUCGCGCGCGUUCAUUCGAUUUUUCAUUUCUUUCGUACCGACCGAGCAACAUGACCGGGCGUGCAUCGGUAUCCGCGACAGAAAGUAACAGGAAAUGCCGUACAUGGGGAACGCGCGCGGUGCGCUCCGAUCGUAACAUGCGCGUGAAGCGUGCGCUUCAAGCUCGUGAACAGAGAUAGAAGAAGAGGAAAAAGCAGUUACAGGAGUGAGAGAGGGAGUGUACGUGGCAGGGUUGGUUGGUGGAGAUGGCACGGAGACCGGGAUCUGCAAGCAAGGCGAGCGGUAGAGGGCGGGAGGAGGGCGGAAGGGGGAGGGGGGAGGAUAGGGAAGAGAAGGGUGGUAGGGCUGGUUAAAUGACGGCUAGUUGGCGGCGCGGGGAUGAGCGGGCGGCUGGUGCGUGGAAGAGAGGGAUGCUGGGGCGGUUCAAGCGAGAUCGAGUUCACGCCAAGUGAAGUACGGCAGUUUGUGUCAGACCACGGAGCACGGAAGAUGCUCCCGGUUGUUUACGGAACGGGUGGACCACCCUCAUCGCGGUGGCGGCGCCGCGCCACUAUUUUUCACGGUUCCGCGUCUGGAAACACCAGGAACAUCGAGAAUUCUUCUUGGAUCAUCAGGCCAACGUCCACUGCCACCGUGAUGACCACCGCUUUGGGCCUUUUAAUGAUGUUGCUGCCUGCGGCGUAUCCGGAGAAGAUCUCCAUCGGUGCAAUUUUCGAGCAGGGUACCGACGAAGUUCAGUCAGCCUUCAAAUUUGCGAUGUUCAACCACAACCAGAAUACCACAACUCGGAAGUUUGAAUUCCAGGCUUUCGUAGACGUAAUUAAUACCGCGGAUGCUUACAAGCUAUCUCGCCUUAUUUGCAGUCAAUUCAGCAGAGGGGUGUUCUCCAUGCUGGGCGCCGUCAGCCCGGACUCGUUCGACACCCUUCACUCUUACAGCAAUACGUUUCAAAUGCCGUUCGUGACGCCCUGGUUUCCCGAGAAGGUUCUGACACCGUCCUCCGGUCUCCUGGAUUUCGCCAUAAGCAUGCGUCCGGAUUAUCAUCGCGCUAUCAUCGACACAGUGCGAUAUUACGGAUGGAAGAAAAUCAUCUACCUCUACGACUCCCACGACGGUCUGCUCAGGCUGCAGCAAAUCUAUCAGGGUUUGAAGCCGGGAAACGAAUCGUUUCAGGUCGAAACGGUGAAACGGAUACAAAAUAUGUCCGAGGCGAUCGAUUUCUUGCGCAGUUUGGAAGAAUUGAAUAGAUGGAGCAACAAAUACGUCGUACUCGACUGCCCCACGGACAGCAAGGAUAUCGUGGUGAGCCACGUGAGGGACGUUGCUCUUGGCAAAAGAACGUACCACUACUUAUUAAGCGGAUUGAUAAUGGACGAUCGAUGGGAGAGCGAGGUGAUCGAGUACGGGGCCAUCAACAUCACCGGAUUUCGAAUCGUGGACGCGACACGGCCCUACGUUAAAGACUUCCUGGCUGGAUGGCAUCGCCUCGACCCGGCAACGUCUCAAGGAGCUGGCCGCGAAUCCAUUUCUGCGCAAGCUGCGCUGAUGUACGAUGCCGUAUUCGUCCUCGUCGAGGCGUUCAACAAGUUUCUGAGAAAAAAGCCUGACAGAAGCAACGUGAGACGGACCGGAAUUCCUGGAAGCAGUCAGAUUACUAACGGCACCAGGGCGCUGGAUUGCAAUAGCAGUCGAGGCUGGGUGACACCGUUCGAAUAUGGCGAUAAAAUUUCCAGGCUACUCAGAAAAGUGGAAAUCGAGGGACUGACAGGGGAGAUCCGCUUUAACGAUGACGGUCGCAGGCACAAUUACACCCUCCACGUUGUCGAGAUGACGGUCAACAGCGCCAUGGUCAAAGUGGCUGAAUGGACGGACGAGGCUGGAUUCCAGGCAAUCGCGGCAAAGUACAUUCGACUUCGACCGCACGCGGAAAUCGAGAAGAAUAAAACCUACAUUGUCACCACUAUUGUGGAAGAACCGUAUAUUAUGCAGAAAAAAUCGGAUAGCGGAGAGAUAUUGACUGGAAAUGAUAGUUACGAGGGCUACUGCAAAGAUUUGGCUGAUCUCAUAGCUAAGAAACUGGGAAUAACGUACGAGCUUCGUAUAGUAAAAGACGGUAAAUACGGUAUGGAAAAUUCUGAUGUUCCUGGUGGUUGGGACGGCAUGGUCGGCGAGCUGAUCCGCAAAGAGGCGGAUAUUGCGAUUGCCCCCAUGACAAUCACGUCCGAACGUGAACGAGUGAUCGAUUUCAGUAAACCCUUUAUGUCACUUGGAAUCAGUAUAAUGAUCAAAAAACCCAUUAAACAGAAACCGGGGGUUUUCAGCUUUCUGAAUCCGCUGAGCAAAGAGAUAUGGGUGUGUGUGAUCUUCUCGUACAUCGGUGUGUCCAUCGUUCUUUUUACCGUGUCGAGGUUUUCCCCGUACGAAUGGCGAGUACUGACUCUAAGCAGUGGCGGUGAUCCCACAAUGGGGACGAGAAACGAUCCCACGUUGCAGCAUCCACACGGGUCGCAAGGAUCGCCUCAUAUGCCCACCUCGAGCAUGGCGAACGAUUUCAGUAUCAUAAACAGCCUUUGGUUCGCUCUAGCCGCUUUCAUGCAGCAGGGUUGCGACAUAUCGCCCAGAUCGAUAUCAGGACGAAUAGUGGGCAGCGUGUGGUGGUUCUUCACCCUGAUCCUAAUCUCCUCGUACACCGCCAACUUAGCCGCGUUUCUAACGGUGGAGAGGAUGGUCGCGCCGAUUAACUCGCCGGAAGACCUGGCCUCGCAAACGGAAGUGCAAUACGGCACGUUAUCUCACGGAUCAACUUGGGACUUUUUUCGCAAAUCGCAGAUUAAUUUGUACAGCAAAAUGUGGGAGUUCAUGAACUCGAGGAAGCACGUGUUCGUGAAAACGUAUGACGAGGGUAUUCGAAGGGUGAGGACCAGCAAGGGGAAGUACGCCCUGCUGAUCGAAAGCCCGAAGAACGAGUACACGAACGAGAGAGAGCCCUGCGACACGAUGAAGGUCGGCAGGAACCUCGAUGCCAAAGGCUUUGGAGUGGCGACGCCAUUGGGAUCCCCUCUCAAGGAUCCAAUAAAUCUGGCCGUGCUCUCGUUGAAAGAGAACGGAGAAUUGACGAAACUGGUGAACCGAUGGUGGUACGAUAGAACAGAAUGCAGGCACGGUGACAAACAGGACGCCUCCAGAAACGAAUUAUCCCUCAGCAACGUGGCAGGGAUAUUCUACAUUCUUAUCGGUGGACUGCUUCUAGCCCUAGCCGUUGCAUUGUUGGAAUUCUGUUACAAAUCGCACACGGAAGCCACCAGAGCAAAAAUCCCGUUGUCGGACGCGAUGAAGGCGAAAGCCCGAUUGACGAUCGGCGGCGGUCGAGAUUUCGACAAUGGCCGGUACUACGCUCCGGCAAACGCGAUUGGCAACACCGAGGGCGACCAGGUGCACAGCAAUACGCAUACCCAGGUGUAAAUUACCUGGAGACGCACAGCAUGGAAAGCCCUGGCGAGUCGCCCGCGAUCUCCCUGCCCACGCCUCCACCGCCGCCCCUGAUGGCGUCUCUGCCCCCGCCGCCGCCGCCCCCGCCGCCCAGAAGGCCGCAACGGAGAAGCGUCACCUUCGCGGAAUCGCCGCCGAAGAGCCCGAAGAAAUCGAGGUUCUCGCCGUUCAUACGAAGGCCGAGCAUCACGAUGCUAGACGUCGCGGUUCCCUGGACACCGGCUUCGCCAAGGGUCUGGUCGGGCCGUCCCGGCGACUACAAGCCCGAAUACAUCACUUAAAAGGAUAUAUAUAUAUAUAUGUAUAU